Messenger RNA from Macrobrachium nipponense, 534 nucleotides. RefSeq lists its product as uncharacterized. The coding region runs from base 1 to 534 and encodes 177 amino acids. The record is from RefSeq and is a predicted model, not a curated record. Lineage: Eukaryota; Metazoa; Arthropoda; Malacostraca; Decapoda; Palaemonidae. The transcript has a single exon.
AUGCCCACCUUCACCUAUGGCACCAGGGCCCAUACCAUUGCGUUCCUGGGCCGGACUUACACCUGGCCCUUCGUCCUGGCCGACUUAAGGACCCCUCUCCUGGGGGCGGAUUUCCUUGCCCACCACGGCCUCUUGGUGGACGUGGCCCUCCAGCACCUUCUCGAUACCGAGACCUGCCUCUCCUGCUCACUUGCCAGAGGGCCAAGAGCGCCCACCAUCUGCUCCAUCCUUCCCCACCACAGAUACACCUCCCUUCUUCAGGAGUUUCCGAACAUCUUCCACCCUGAGCUUCACCAGGUGGCUGGGGCCACACCCAAGAACGGUGUCUUCCACCAUAUUGAGACCAAGGACCCCCCAACACAUGCUAAGUUCCGCCGUCUCCCACCGAAGCUCCUCCAGGAAACCAAGACCAUGUUCAAAGAAAUGGAGAAGAUGGGGAUCUGUAAAAAGGCAGUGAGUCUGUGGUCAUCCCCCCUCCACAUGGUCAAGAAGGCAGACAACACAUGGAGACCUGUGGUGACUACCAGCGCCUGA